ACCGAACCGAACCAAGGCUAGGGGGUGGGGGGUGGCGCACCAUGUCCUUCAGCCCAAAGUCCACACCGUUCUCAGUCACAGAUAUCCUGAGCCCAAUAGAGGACAGUUAUCGCAGGUUCGGAGGGAUGGAGCCCGGUUCCGGCAGCCUCGGGUCCCCGAUGUGCGCCUACCGGACACAACAGGUCUCUCAGUGCGGGAUGCACCACCACCACCACCUGUCCUCCUCCUCCGCUGCAGCGCUGGGACCCGGAGGGGCCUGUGCCACCCACCCACCGUUCACCGGGAGCGGUUUCGGGACCGUGGGAGAGCUGCCGCCCUAUGAAACGGCGCGGAGCGGCAGAGCGGCCUGGUACGGGGGACCGGAGAGCAGAUACCCGGCGAAAGUCUCCAGGUUCAUGGGCGGUUCCGGUGGGAUGGACUCCGGUACCAAGUCCAUGGUUCCGCGGAGGAAGCGGCGCGUGCUGUUCUCACAGGCCCAGGUUCUGGAGCUGGAGCGGCGCUUCAAGCAGCAGAAGUACCUGUCUGCCCCGGAGAGGGAGCACCUGGCCGGCCUGAUCCACCUCACCCCGAACCAGGUCAAGAUCUGGUUCCAGAACCACCGCUACAAGCUGAAGCGGCAGGUCAAGGACAAGGCCUCCGGGUCCCCGGUGCUCUCCAAGACAGCCAAAGACUGCAACCGGACCGGGAACCGACAGAGCAGCUUGGCGGAGGCCGUGCCGCAGCAGAACUCGUCGUCCACCGCGGAGGGCAUGGAGGACAUGUCUCCGGGUCCCCCGGUGGGACCGCAGGCUCAGAUCAGCACGACGCAGACAGACGCGGCUCUGAUGGAUUUAACGGGCGGUGCGCUCGGGUCCAGUCUGCUGUUUGGCCGAACCUGGUAGCACCGCGGACGGGUUUAAACACUCAGACCCAAA
Messenger RNA from Nothobranchius furzeri (turquoise killifish), 914 nucleotides. The record is from RefSeq and is a predicted model, not a curated record. Lineage: Eukaryota; Metazoa; Chordata; Actinopteri; Cyprinodontiformes; Nothobranchiidae.